Messenger RNA from Ipomoea nil (Japanese morning glory), 558 nucleotides. RefSeq lists its product as uncharacterized. The record is from RefSeq and is a predicted model, not a curated record. Bases 1 to 558 code for a protein of 185 amino acids. The transcript has a single exon. Lineage: Eukaryota; Viridiplantae; Streptophyta; Magnoliopsida; Solanales; Convolvulaceae.
AUGUCGUCAAGUUCCUCCGAUCGAACCGCUUCCGCCUCCGGCAAUCCAACUCCGGCAGGUGCGAACGGUCUUUCCGGCGCUCACCACUUCGUGAGCAUGAAACUGACGCACAGAAAUUUUCUGUUAUGGCGCACCCAAAUAAUCUCAUUCCUUCGCGGCCAAGAACUGUUUGGAUAUGUGGACGGGAGUUAUCCAUGUCCUCCGGCCACGAUUGCCGCUCCCUCGACCGGGACCUCCGACGACGCGACUGCCUCCAUCAUCCCCAAUCCGGCGUUCAAGGCCUGGGAGAAACAGGAUCAGUCCAUAUUUUCGUUAUUGGUGUCCUCCAUGGCGGAUGAAGUUCUCCAUCUCGCCGUCGGAAAAGAAACCUCUGCUGCCGUGUGGUCGUCUAUUACAUCCGCUCUCGGAUCGUCGAGCCAAGCCAGAUGCCUCAGUCUAUUGGGGCAGUUCCAGGUUCUCCAGCAAGGCCACUCCACCAACGCCGAGUACCUCGGGCGUGCGCAAUUGCUCGUGGAAGCCUUAGCUCAGGCCGGCCGGUCGUUAUCCCUCAUGGAGUAG